AUGCGCGACAUCCUCGCCCUCUCUGCCAUGCUGGGCCUCGCCUCAGCCGGCACCGUCAGCGUCGACAUCCACAAGCAGAUCAACGCCGAGCUCUACGACGCUCUCAAAAUUCACCGACGGACCGGCGACCCAAUCAUCGACCUACAGGCCAUCAACAACGUUACCGGAGGCGGCUACUAUGCUGACCUGGGCAUUGGCACCCCCAAGCAGGUUCUGACCUUUCAUCUCGACACCGGCUCUAGCGAUACUUGGGUCAACCAAAAAGGCAACAACUUUUGCAGAUACGGCAGCCCUGAGCUGCAGCUGCCCCCCUCUUGCCUGAAGCAGUUCGAUCCUGACGCCAGCUCCACCUUUGAGACGACCAUCAGAGGCGGCUUCAAAAUUAGCUACCUAGAUGGCAGCCAGUCCUCUGGCGAUUACUUCAACGACACAGUCACCAUUGGCGACAUGACCAUCACGCAACAGCAGCUCGGUCUCGCCAAGAAGAGCAGCAGCGCAACCGGCCUCAUGGGUCUUGGUAUGAGCGUCGGCGUCGCUGCCAAGAAGGAGUAUCCUACCAUUAUCGACAACCUCGUCUCCCAGGGCUACAUUGAUACCGCCGCCUUUAGCCUCUACCUCGACUCUGUCACCGAGAGCCACGGCACCUUCCUUUUUGGUGGCAUUGACACCAAAAAAUACAUUGGAGACCUCGCCACGCUGCCUCUUGUCGCCGACGACAUCCAUGGGUCCGACAACGUCACCUCGUACGCUGUCGACCUCACCGGCUUCUCCGUCGAUGGUGUCUCCCUCCCUAGCCUCAAGACCAAAGCCAUUCUCGAUACCGGCGCCACUCUUGUCCUGCUCCCCGGUCGCGUUGUCACUCCCAUCUACACCAAGCUUGGCGUCGUCUCCGUCACAGGCAUCGCUACGCCCUUUAUUGACUGCAGCGGCUCUACCAAGAAGGAUGGCAAGGACAACCUUACCAAGACCAAAUUCAACUUUGAAUUCAACGGCAAGACUAUUUCCGUCCCUCUCAAGGAAAUGAUUGUCAACUCCUUUGACGACCACCAGGAUAUCUUCAAGAGCCCUCUCCUCAAGAGCCAGUUCAAGGAUUUCGGCAAGGUUUGCAUGUUCGGCAUUGCCAAUGCCGACGACUACAAGACCCAGGAGCCCGACCCUCUCGGCAGCAGCGGCGGCUCCUCCAACGAGCCCGAGUACGCUCUUCUCGGCGACACCUUCUUGCGCUCGGCCUAUGUCGUCUACGAUUUGGCCCGCCAGGAGGUGGCCAUCGCCCAGUCGUACCCCAAGUCUAACGAGACCAACAUUGUUACGCUGAAGGCCAACAGCACUAUCCCUUCCAUCAAGGGCAUGGAUGCUCCUGCCGAGGAUACUGCCGCCAGCGCUGCUGGCCUUGUCCGAGCCCCCUCAACUGCGGCCGCCGCUGCCCUGGCUGUUGUCGCCGCCGCGGUCUUUGCUAUGUAA
Akanthomyces muscarius is the source of this 1461-nucleotide messenger RNA. RefSeq lists its product as uncharacterized. Gene Ontology annotation, molecular function: aspartic-type endopeptidase activity. Gene Ontology annotation, biological process: proteolysis. NCBI's taxonomy places the organism in Eukaryota, Fungi, Ascomycota, Sordariomycetes, Hypocreales, Cordycipitaceae. The record is from RefSeq and is a predicted model, not a curated record. The transcript is spliced from 3 exons. The coding region runs from base 1 to 1461 and encodes 486 amino acids.